AUGAAGUUCCUCCUCCUUUUCCCUCUCGUGCACGCCGGCGUGCUGGCCCUGCACGACGGCCCCUGCAUCUGCAUGUCAAGUCCUGUCGUCGCCCUCGAGGCCGGUCGGUCGGUGGUGUCUGCCGAUGUGGAGGACGCGCUGGAUCGACGGUGCGGGGCCACCCUCCAGUUCGACAAUCCGGACUUCCUCCCCGUCAGCUAUGCCUUCGAGGCCAUUCCCUGCUCAGGUCGCAGGGUCGCCAGCUUUGUGGUGCCGACAGGGGCGCCCAGCGGCGAUGCACACAUUACAUGGUAG
Verticillium nonalfalfae is the source of this 294-nucleotide messenger RNA. RefSeq lists its product as uncharacterized. The record is from RefSeq and is a predicted model, not a curated record. The coding region runs from base 1 to 294 and encodes 97 amino acids. The transcript has 2 exons. Lineage: Eukaryota; Fungi; Ascomycota; Sordariomycetes; Glomerellales; Plectosphaerellaceae.